AUGAUGCUUCGGAGGACCAUGACUUUUCUCCGCGCUGCAGGAGAGGCAGUGAGUGUGUCGAGUGAGCUGCAGAAGCUUCUGCCUUCUUUGCUUCCGCUUCUCGAUCCACCCAUCCCGAGAGGGAAAACUGUUUCUGCUGCGCACAUCAUUGUUGCAACCAGCAAUAGUAGCAGCAAACGAAGUGAGAGACAUUUACCGGAGUGCCCUGUACUCGCGCGUACUUUGCCACUUACCGCAGUGGUGGAUCACGUAGCCUUUAUGAAGCGUCCAUGUCUUUCAUGCCUCAGACAACGGGUCCAUUUUCUCGCAUCUGAGGAGUUCUGCAAGAACCUUGAACAGAAAUGCACACAGGAAGGUGGUACUUUACCAGCAGAAUGGGAAAAUAUUGUAAUGAAACAGUUUGGCACCCUUACACAUCUUGAGAAGGAAAUUAUGAUGUACGCAACGAGCCGACGUGAACCUGGAUGGACGUGGCUUGUAUUUGAUAAAGAGCGUAUUGAGGGGCAUCGUCUCGUGGUAAUGAAUCUCCCUGCUAAUAAAACACCCCUGAUAUUGGGACUUUGGCCAUUGGCAGUUAUCAACAUGACAGAGAGUGCAUUAUUAUCUGCAUUGGAGUCAAAACCAGUUGUGACUAACGCAAAAGUGACAUAUCCAUCUUGGUCUCGAGCGGCACGUAAUCCAUUAGCAGCAGUAACACCAACAAGAAAUGUGGGUCUUUCCGGUACACCCACAGAUAUCACAGAUAACAAUAGUAAAAGUCUUUCUGACCUGCGUAAGCAGGUUGCCCAAAAGGCGGUAUCGAAGCUUAACUGGAACUUUAUUCUACAACAAUGGCAACAGGCAGAAGCUUAUUAUGCUUCUACCGCUCGUGAAGAGAAGAUUCGUGCUCAGCGUACCAAACUUGAGCGAGAAGCAGCCUUGGCAGCGAUGAGCAAGUUACGGGAUAGUGGGGCUACCAUACUUACAUCCGACAGUGUUGAAAUUAUAACUGGAGGUAGUAAUACGGGAGCUUCAAAGGUGGAUAAAAAAGAAGGAGAAAAAUUGUCUACCCAGACAACACAGAAAUCGACAGUAAAUGUUGGGGAAGAGACUACUACUACUACUACUACCACCAGCACAACAGUAGAAGAAAAUAAAGAGACAUCAACUAAAACUGAGAGUACUGGAGUUGAUGAGGAUCCAAAGUCUACACAACUUCCAGAUGGUACGUGGCAGUAUUUGUACAAAAAUGGUGAUGUUACCCUCUUGCGACCUGACGGCACACGAGUCUUUAAAAAGAAGGAAUUGACUACGACAGCCUUUGCCGAUGGGAGCACACUUUAUGAGUAUCCCAAUAACACUUCCAUCCUUGACCGUGUAGAUGGGGUUCGUGUAACCACUUUUGCAGAUGGCACAAAACAGGAGGAGCGUUUAAAGUGA
This is a messenger RNA of Trypanosoma theileri, 1419 nucleotides long. RefSeq lists its product as uncharacterized. The transcript has a single exon. The record is from RefSeq and is a predicted model, not a curated record. Lineage: Eukaryota; Euglenozoa; Kinetoplastea; Trypanosomatida; Trypanosomatidae. The coding region runs from base 1 to 1419 and encodes 472 amino acids. Gene Ontology annotation, biological process: superoxide metabolic process. Gene Ontology annotation, molecular function: superoxide dismutase activity; metal ion binding.